GCGCUCCACGGGCCACAGUUCGCUCCCGGCCGCGCAGCACUCGCCCCGCUCUACCCGCCGCACCGCCGCCGCACCGCUGCCGCGUGCUGGCUCCAGUCAAAGCAUUCAGUGAACAAAGUAUGGACUUGACGUGUUCAUGCGUGACCAGAGUGACCUACCUCGCGUGCUGUAAACAUAUUCUAGUGGCAGAAGUUCAGAAGUAAUUGGAAAUUAAAAUGAAUGGACAUUCUGAUGCUUCUACAUCCACGGAUGACGUGAAGAGUCGCCCGCUGUGCCUGUUCUACUUCACACACCCGUUCGGCGUGCUGUCUCCGGAGCCUCCCUGCGUGACGGCGGCGCCUCCUCACGUCGCACGCGCCUUCCUCAACAUGCAGCCAGUGUCGCCCUUCGACUUGUGGUCGUCGACCUCCGACCCCUCGUACAACACCGACACCAGUGACAGCUCGAGGCCUGCAUAUGACCUGGGCAACGUGACCGUCCACAAGAGUCCCGUCAACCUCAUCAGUCUCAGUAAGGCUCAACACUCAGUCGACUUCGCGCGGCCCGACUCCAUCUCGUCGUCCUUGUUCUCGAGCGACAUCUGGUUCAACUCCGGCUCCACCUCGCGAAGCAACGAGUGUUCCCGCCGGGUGAUACCGUACAACAGGAUCCUGCCUCCGCUGCAGAUGACGCGGACCAUCUCCGACUUGCGCAGUCCCGAGGAGCUCUGGCCAAAAAAAUGUUUGAAUCCGGAGAAGUUUUCGUUACCGCCGAUAGAGUUACCAGCGUUGCGCGAGGAAACGCCGGCAGUCGAGGAGACCUUGCCUGUGAGCGACGGGAGGAAGACGCGGAUCCGCCGCCGGGAGGGCGUCGUCAAGGUCAGGUGCCGGCGGCGGGUCGGUGACGCGAGGAGAGUGCUCGUUUGCCUCAUGCGAAGAGUUAUCCGAGGAGGUGAGGAGAGCAGUCCGUCGCCGGCGCUGCGGGAGGUGCUUCAGAUCAUCCGCGAGGCCUGGACCGAGCCCACUUCGUUGUUCGAUCGCUGCGCGCCGCGCCCGAGCCGAGCCCGCUCCCCCGCCGCCCCCGCCCCCGCCGGCGCCAUGCUGUCCCGCGACGCGUCCCCCGGCCUGCUGCGGCGACGGUACUCCGUGCCCGAAACCAUCAUGAGGAGGUAUCGAGUGGUACAGCAGCGGACCGAAUGUGAAGAGAGCACGGCGGGCUCCGCGGGGUCGGGCUCCGGCGCGGGACGAGGUGUGUCCUCCGCCUGCGCCACGCCCCACCCGGCCCGCGACCGCGAGCUCAUGCGCAAGUCUGCUCUCCUGAGGCGGAUGUGGGGCCGCGCGCCUCCAGCCUGCUGCCGCUGCUGCUGCGACCAGCUGUCGGCGCGACCCUCGCGCUCCCUGGACGGAUCCCACGCCGAGCUGCGACCGCGCCGCGACCCCGUCCUCUCCGCUUCCACAUACCGCUCGCACGAGGCGAGGGGAAUUUCUUCCUGCGUCGACACUGUGACCGAUACAGAUGCUUGGCGCUCCGAAGAUCAGGCACCCUCUUUGCUGGACGAGACCGUCACGGCAGAGAUCGAAUCGGCUUCAGGGCUGCCCCCGAGCAGCGAGUCAGCGCCGAGGAUACCGUCAUCUAUUUCGACGAGCCUCAGUACGGGACAGAACACCGAGAUGUGUGUUGUUUCUCCCGCUGCCGACGCGCGCGGGACGCCACCUAUGCACAUCGAAAACGCUUUACUGUUAUCGAGUAAUACAUUAGUAGAUUCAGAGGCACCAUCACUAUCCGAAGUGCUGGAAAUAGUUGUGACGGAGACCUCGGAACCGAAGGUCGUUCCCUGUCUGCGCCCCGCCGCCCCAAGAUCUCAACCUACCACUCGCCUCGACAUCGACCGUUACGUCUCAGAUGUUCUGGUGGAGAGCUUGAACUCUCUGUCAGAUCGCCUGGAGUGCGUCACGGGUUCAGUAGAAGGCGACGGAAAGAUCAGUAUCGUUGAGAAAGAAAUAAAAGUGAGACUGCACAGUACCGGAGUGAACACCAUAGUUCACCUGAGCCCGACCUCCAAUCAUCAAAUAAUAUUUGGUAACGAGGAGCUGUGCGACGGCGCUGAGCGUGACGCCUGCAAUAACUUGCGCGGCUCCCCCCGCAUCCGGGAUGAUACCUCCUUUGAUGACGAACGAAACAACAACCGAGCUGCCUCGGCCGCCACUACACCUGCCCCCUCGUCCCCUUGUCGACGGUAUCACGACGAGACAUUCGGGGAGCUCUUACAGCACGAUAAUGUUAACAAAACGGUUUUGCAACAGAUUCAAAAAUUGUUCAAAGAAGAACUUCAGAGUCUCGGCGCCGGCCUCAGCUGUCCAGACAACGUCACGUCCGGUAUAUCACACAUUGAAAUCUCUAACGUAGACGUCUUCUUGGAUGAGAACGACGUACCCACCGUCGAGGUGGCUGACUCGAGUAACAGUCAUCAGCAGCACUCCGAGCUACAAGUGUUAAGCGGAGUCGGAACCGGCAGCUAUUUUGAAACAAGCGAGGGAGCCCUAGUGGUACCGCGCUUCUCAGCGCUACCCCACAGUGAUUCGAUGGAGGUGAACACCUCUUCAUCCGAAGAAGCCGAUCUCAUCGGUUCGGAUUGUACGAGUCUUGUCGACAGCCUCGACGACCCCAACUCGCCGCGGUCUGUUUUAUUGCGAAGAUCCUUCAACAACCGGAAGAGUGAGCUUGUGCGGUCCGCCCUCGACGUCCUAGACCUCUUGCCAGAGAGCACUCGGGACGAACGUAACGAUAAGCCUGAAUCAUUUUUUAUAAGAAUCAAAGAUGACAAUUGUGAAUGUGACAAAGAAAACUUUAACGUGGCCGACCGCAUGCCCGAGAAGAUAAGAGAGAGAUUGUUCCGUCGUCACCGACGCAGGCAGCUCCGGGCGGAGUGCGCGAGACGCAGCAGAGGGAAGCAGUUGCGAAUUGACGCGGACAACCAACAGAAAGACGAACCCUCCAAAACUAAAAGGGAGAUUGAAAGAGAAUGCGUUGCGAUCAUUAAUUCUCUUAUCGAUGAAGUGAUUGCAAAAAUUGCAAAAGAAGAAUUUAAAUGUGCACGCAUCAAAAGAAAAUCCGAACGCCGUGCGCCCACAAAAUGUGAGGAAAAUUCAUCUAAGAAGAAUCGCAAGAAGAAUUUGCGAUCUUCAGACCCAACACUAAGUGCUGCAGCGAAAGUAAGUCCGAAUAGAGUAGGUGUCGUCGGGGACAGUCGACAGACAGAAGAGAAACACAAAGUUCACGGGAAAUUAUCGCUAAUGACGCGCCCAGCUCUAAACCUCGUCGACGCUGCUCCAAGACGCAUCUACCAAAAGUCUGAGAUCCUCGAAGGCAACAAAUGUAUCGAAAUACUAGAAAUAGUUGAGUAUAUGAAUGACACACAGAGCAAUCCCGACACAGUCGUAUCUGAUGACAGCCCCGGGGGUGCGACUCGCGGCGGACGGAGAUCCCGCAUCCCGGUACCAGUACCCGAAAGGCAUCAGCGCUCAUAUCCAUCCGAACCGCGACGUAUAUCCAACAGCGCAGACAACUCGCCGGCGUCUCCACAGGAUGCACAUACAGAAGACCCACUCAGCGGGGGCCGGCGGCGUCGUGCGAGCGAUGGAGAUCUGAGAACAGUUGGUGUGGACCCUCCGACUUCGCGACGAGUUUUUUUCCCACCUUCGAUGGACAGUAGGCCGCGCUCCGAUUCUUUAAGAUUUCAUCGAGUUUUCGACAUCAUCCCUGAGGAGCGCAGCAGUCUUAGCGUGGACUCGUCACCAGAGGUGGAGCGUGUAUCCACGACCUCAUCCGUCGCGGCCCCUCACCCCUCACCUGCACCCCGCACGAGAUCGGUGGCCACGUCGCCUCUCGGGGCAGGGAGUGUGGGGGUCGCGGCACCCCUAAGAGUGAAAGGCGGGGACAGACCACGGAGAGCGCGCGUCUGGGCACCAAUAAGUCGUCGCGAAGAAGGUGUCCGAAAUAGCAUGGACAAGGGGACCCGAGCGGAGCCGGUGGUAGGCGCAAACCCGACGCCCAAACGUGAUAAUAAAACAAAAACUGAGAAGAAGACAAUCUUCAGUAAGCUAGGUGAACGACAUAAGCCUGUCCACUCGGAUCUUAAGAAUCAUGUCGAGGAAGCAACAAAACCCAUUACUAAUGUACAAGAAAAAAAACCUUUCGACCAGCAUCCGAGAAAAAGUGAAGGGGAGUCUAGUCUGGGGACAGAGCUUGCACCGGGAUCCGAAGGCGAGGUCGAGAGUUCAAGUGAGGGCUCUGAACGAGACGGCGGGCUGCUGUGCUCGCGCUGGCGGAGGACGCACAGACGACGACGGAGCCACGCGAUGUCGCACCGAGACUCAGGCGGGUGGUCAGUGACGGUGGCGGGCUCGUGUCCAGGUGCGCUGCCCGCCGACGUGGAGAUGCGCCUCCGCUUCCCACAACCGCAUCAGACUCAUCCAACCCAACCGCCUUACCAGAGAUGCUCUUGUCGAACACGUGUGAGCUGUGCGUGCUCAGCGGCUACUGAGCGCGUCUGCAGCCCCACCCCCGUCUCCGCCGCGACCCUGCCCCCGCCAGCGCGCCGCCGCCUCUCUCACAACGAUACUAAACUAACGCUCACCAUGAAGAAAGAGGCUCGAGAUUCUUCAAUUCUUACUUCAAAGAGUAUGAGAAAAUCGAUUGACCCGCUCCCGGACCUGGAGACAUACAGGUCGUCCCGCAGCAAAGUGAAGAGUUCCGUCAAGACGCGACGGGGCUACUCCCUGCACUGCUGGCUGCCCGACGAACAGCCUGCGCCCAUAAGGGCAAGUAAAGGCCUGUCGGUUUUGGGGUGCGCCAUCAUCCCGGAGCUGAAGCCGCGCGCGCCGACCAUGAGCGAGCGCGACCUGACGCGCCUCUACACGCCGCGACACUAUCUACGGCUCUAGCCCUCCGCCCUACUCCGCUCUCACUCACUUCACUCUCUUCAGUGACUGACCUGGACUCCACAACGAAAUAUAUUAAUAUUUACCGUGUACUGUAACACUCAUUGGUAUAAAAUACUGUGAAAUUAUUUGUUAAAAAAAAUGUUAAACCACAUACA
Messenger RNA from Bombyx mandarina (wild silkworm), 5077 nucleotides. RefSeq lists its product as uncharacterized. The record is from RefSeq and is a predicted model, not a curated record. Lineage: Eukaryota; Metazoa; Arthropoda; Insecta; Lepidoptera; Bombycidae.